CCUGUACUGUGUCCGCAGUCUCUGGUCAUCCCCUGUACUGUGUCCGCAGUCUCUGGUCAUCCCCUGUACUGUGUCCGCAGUCUCUGGUCAUCCCUGUACUGUGUCCGCAGUCUCUGGUCAUCUCCUGUACUGUGUCCGCAGUCUCUGGUCAUCCCCUGUACUGUGUCCGCAGUCUCUGGUCAUCUCCUGUACUGUGUCCGCAGUCUCUGGUCAUCUCCUGUACUGUGUCCGCAGUCUCUGGUCAUCCCCUGUACUUCCUGCAGUCUCUGGUCAUCUCCUGUAGUAUGUCUGCAGUGUCUGAUCAUCUCCUGUAGUAUGUCUGCAGUGUCUGAUCAUCUCCUGUAGUAUGUAUGCAGUGUCUGGUCACUUCCUGUACUAUGUCUACAGUCCAUUGGUUCAGAAUAUUUUUUUUCUUGUCUUUCUCCUCUAAAACCUAGGCGCGUCUUAUGGUCAGGUGCGUCUUAUGGAGCGAAAAAUAUGGUACUUUUAUUGCCCCCAUAGUACUGUAAGUGCUGAACAUCUAGAGCUGAGAAGUUCUAGCAGUAGCACACUGGUCACAGUGGGUCGCUGUUUGUACGCUUUCUCAUUUUC
Messenger RNA from Staurois parvus, 591 nucleotides. Lineage: Eukaryota; Metazoa; Chordata; Amphibia; Anura; Ranidae. The record is from the annotation of a GenBank genome assembly.